Dromiciops gliroides (monito del monte) is the source of this 2016-nucleotide messenger RNA. It is a transcript of the gene CTCFL, whose product is annotated as CCCTC-binding factor like. Gene Ontology annotation, biological process: regulation of transcription by RNA polymerase II. Gene Ontology annotation, molecular function: RNA polymerase II cis-regulatory region sequence-specific DNA binding; DNA-binding transcription factor activity. Bases 1 to 2016 code for a protein of 671 amino acids. The transcript is spliced from 11 exons. NCBI's taxonomy places the organism in Eukaryota, Metazoa, Chordata, Mammalia, Microbiotheria, Microbiotheriidae. The record is from RefSeq and is a predicted model, not a curated record.
AUGGGGACGGAAGCCUCCGCCUCAACAGAACACUUCACUAAGAUAAAAGGCACUGAUGUGAUCCAGGAAAAGGCCAAAGAAAACGAUGUAGACAAGGUGUCUAAGCUAAAGGAGAGGCAGAGUAGCUGUGGCCUUGAGGUGGACUGUUCCUAUGGAGUCCUUCAAGCCAAGAUUGUAGAAGGAGAGUUGGAAUUGGCUUCCUCAAACGAAGAAAAUGAGAAGCACAUCCUUACGUUGCAAACUGUGCAUUUUGCCACGGAUGAAGUAGACCACCAGGAGAUGAGCCAGAUGACCGUGCAGCCAGCAGAAGGGAUGCAUGUCAUGGUGCAGCAGGGAGAAAGUGGUCUACAAUCCUUGCUAGUGUUGCAGCAAGACAUAAACGUCCAGACAGAGUUAAAUGAGAUACCCCACCAGAAUCUGCACCAGUGUGUUGCAAUAAGCAUUCAGGAAGAGGUCUUUUCACUUCAUGAAAUGGAGGUAGUGGAGAUUAAUGUUGUGGAAGAGAGUGUUGAAGUUUCCAGUGAAGAAGAUAAAUUGACAGUUAACCCACCAUUAGAUGAAAACACAGAGCUGAUUAAGGAUAAAGACAAAGAUAUAUACAGGGCUGAAGAGGAGGUCGAACAGCUAUGUGAAGAAAGAGAAUUUACUGACCAAAAGGAAGAGAUAUUUACUUUUGACAGACUUGGAGAGGGAGAAAAGGAAGAAAUCAUUCUGUUACCAGGUGACUCAGAAAUUGAAGAAUAUGAAGAUAUAACUUUAUCAGAACAAGAUAUUGAUGAGGUUUCUGGAACUGCAAAAAAUCAAGCAAAGACAAAGGGAAUGAAACGGACCUUCCAAUGUGAAAUCUGCAUAUUCACCUCUUCUAGAAUCUCAAGUUUUAAUCGUCAUAUGAAAACUCACUCUGAAGAAAGGCCUCAUAUGUGUCAUCUCUGUCUGAAAGCCUUCCGUACUGUUACCCUUCUGCGGAAUCAUGUGAAUACACAUACAGGAACCAGACCAUAUAAAUGCAGUGACUGUGAUAUGGCAUUCGUGACUAGUGGUGAACUUGUGCGACACAGACGUUAUAAACAUACUCAUGAGAAACCAUUUAAAUGUUCGAUGUGCAAAUAUGCUAGUGUAGAAGCAAGUAAAUUGAAGCGCCACAUACGUUCACAUACUGGAGAACGUCCUUUUCACUGUUGUCUCUGUAGCUAUGCUAGCAAAGAUACCUACAAGCUGAAAAGACACAUGAGAACUCAUUCAGGUGAAAAACCUUAUGAAUGCCAUGUCUGCCAUGCCAGAUUCACCCAGAGUGGAACCAUGAAAAUACAUAUACUACAGAAGCAUAGUGAAAAUGUCCCCAAACAUCAGUGUCCACAUUGUGCUACAGUCAUUGCAAGAAAAAGUGACCUACGUGUCCACUUGCGAAACCUACAUUCCUAUAAGGCUACAGAGAUGAAAUGCCGUUACUGUACUGCUGUAUUUCACGAACGCUAUGCUCUCAUUCAGCACCAGAAAACUCAUAGAAAUGAAAAAAGGUUCAAAUGUGAUGACUGCAGUUAUGCCUGCAAACAGGAGCGGCACAUGACAGUACAUAAACGUACCCACACAGGAGAGAAACCAUUUACCUGCCUUUCCUGCAAUAAAUGUUUCCGGCAGAAACAACUUUUAAAUGUUCAUUUCAAGAAAUACCAUGAUAAAAAUUUCAUACCAACUGUUUAUGAAUGCCCCAAGUGUGGCAAAGGCUUUUCACGAUGGAAUAAUAUGCGCAAACAUUCAGAGAAUUGUGAAUUGUUAAGAGGAAAGGCUGUUCAGUCAGCAAAAGGAAGAAAAAAUAAGAAGAAAAAACAGAAGGGCCCAAAGGAAGAAGUUAAAAAAAUUGUUGAGCAGAUGCCAAUUGAAGAUAUUUCCAUUGUAAACAUAGAGCAUCAUACAAAUGAAAUUGUUCCUAUCAUUUUUGAAAUAGCAACAGAUGUUGCUGAAGAACCAAAACCAGAAGUGACUUGUGAAAUGAUCCUCAACAUGAUGGAUAAGUGA